UUUAAAUUAAAAACUUAAGCUUUGUCAACAUGGCUUUAGUUCUGAGGAACGCUAUUUUACCAAGAAAUAUAUUUUCCUUAAAAUAUUUUAAAAAUCGCUCCAUCACUACCAUGAUGCAAAAAAGAAAGCCUGUCCUGCUGCCCAUGGCCAUUUCCCAUCGACCCAUGGCGAUGGCCAUUCCGAAGAGAUACAUGAAAACUGGAGAAGUGAAACGGCUGCUGUCUGUCAGGCACCGCGACUGCCAGCAGAAGACAUCGUUGCGUUACAGCAGGUCGUGCCCCAACCUCAUACCACAUGCUAAAGUUCACACGCUAUUUCGGCACUACAGUCCCUGCAGAACUGAGCCAGUUGGUGACGAAGCCAGUACAUCAGUUUCUCCCGCGAGUCAUUCUGACAAGCCAAGGGCAGAGCUUGGCAUAGCGCUCGCAUGCAAGUGUCCCUGUCCUUUCCCUUGCGGCCCUUGCGGCAACAGUUGCGGUUGCUGCUGUCUGCCUCCGCCUUGCAACACUCCUCCAAAAUGCAUUCAAUAUAUGACCGGCUACUAUUAUUACCCUUACGGCUUUUGGUUCUGUGGACCUUACCACGUCUCAGGUUGCUGCUGCCCUGUUGGCGCCUGCGCCAAAUGUCCUUGCCCUUGCCCUUGCCCAUGAAGUCUUAUUCUUCGCCCCAAAUUAACUUGAAAUUUAAUCCUAUAUUCAUCAUGAAAUUUUAUACAUUUUGUAUAAAUGUGUAGAAUUUCUAAAAAAACUAUUAAAUGAACUUAAAAUAGGAAAUUUAAACAGCAAACAGAUGUCGAAAUGUUUAGGGUUUCAUAAUCCGAAUGGUUUGUGCUGUGGCGCCUGUAACUGCAACCCUAAACAUUGUGUGUGGAGUCCUUAUUGUUUUGGCUUUUUAGUGGCUUAAACUUUCUUCGGGUAUAACUUGUUAAUGUGGAUAUGGUGAUAGUUGAUGUGUGUUGAAUGUGGCUGAGGUGGAGGUUGGCUUGAUGCGGUUCAUGCGUUCCAUAGUACUGUUAAGAACUUUUUUAUAUUUUUCUAUUCCGUGAUUCUAAGUUCAAACUUGCAGACAUCAAACCCCGAUUGAAAUUUCUUGAUCCCUAAGAGAAUUUUCCGCCCUCUUUAGACAAGGAAAGUCACAAGCAGUAGACAAUACUUUGUUAUUCUUGCCAAAUGUGACUAUGAACUAUCCGAAAUACGCCGAUAAGUAGAAUCACGCAUAAUCAUUGCAUUUCUCUUCAUUUCUUUCUGCAAAAAACGCAAGGCAACUCGCAAUUCUUUUUCGCCUUUACCCACUGACCUACUAACAAAUGGACGUCGGGUUCGCGCUACAGAGUGUCAAUCGCGCAAAGUCUUCGUUUGUUCGAAUGACAGCGCGGUUGUCAAUCAUGCAGUACUAUAAUAACAAUAACUUGUAAAAGUUACUGCAGUAAAGUGUAAAAACAGGAUUUUGUAUCAUAUUUUUACUAAACAAAUGUGUUAUCACAGUUAUCACUUAAAAGUUAUUUUCUACAGUUGUAUAGUAUUUAAUUU
This is a messenger RNA of Hyposmocoma kahamanoa, 1529 nucleotides long. RefSeq lists its product as uncharacterized. Lineage: Eukaryota; Metazoa; Arthropoda; Insecta; Lepidoptera; Cosmopterigidae. Bases 30 to 650 code for a protein of 206 amino acids. The record is from RefSeq and is a predicted model, not a curated record. The transcript is spliced from 2 exons.